AUGUCGAAUGGACAAAAGAAUGGAGUCACUGGAGGUGAAGAAGAAACCCUAGAUCGUAUCAGUCAAUUGCCUGACGCACUCCUGGUAAAAAUUCUCUCUCUUUUGCCGACCGAAGAUGCCGUCGCAUCAUGUGUACUUUCAAAGAGCUGGAGUUAUCUAUGGACUUCAAUUUAUAACUUCCUUUUCGUUGCUGAAACUUUCAAGACUGCAGAAAACUUUAUAUCCUUCGUGGACCAUGUUUUAACUCAUUCGACUUGUUCCAAAAUCAAAAAAUUCCAACACGAUUUUCAUCACAUAGACUGGGAAUUUGAUUCGAAAAUCAGCCAAUGGCUCAGUUUUGCUGCGGAAAACAAAGUGGAAAAUGUUCUACUGUUAAAUUCACAUGAUGAUAAAGACCUCACUUUCGAAUUGCCUCGAUCUCUGUGCACGUGUUCGUCACUGAUUAUGUUGCGUUUGAGCCAUUGGGUGUUUGAUAAAGAACGGAUCAUGGCUUGGAACUCUCUGAAGAGUCUAAAGCUGUACUCAACAGAGUUAGACGAUGAGGAUAUUGUGAUAUUACUGUCAAGUUGUCCUGCUUUGGAAACUCUGGAGUUGUCAAUGUUCGGGGGUUUUCGUUGCCUAGAAAUCAAUUCUUCAAAUUUAAAGAGACUAAAUUUGCGUACCUGUUCGUGUGAAGGACAUGGUGUUUUGGAAAUUUUCGCCCCACAUCUUCAACAUUUGGAGCUUACAGGAGAUUUUGGAUAUCUCGAGUGUAGGCCAGUAAAUGUCUCCUCUUUGGUUACUGCCAGCCUCACUUUUAAAGUUUGCUGUUUCAAUUUGGAUGAAGUUGUUGAUGAGGAAGAAAAUUGUCGUGAAUUUCAUCAAGUUUUCCGAAACCUUGUUCUGGACUAUCUUCAAAAGUUGACUUAUGCAACUGAGCUAAUAAUUGGAAGUUGGUUUGCUAAGCAAAGAAUAGCAGGAUGUAAAACUGAGAAGAGAAUAAAGCCUUCAGAAUCUAUUACUGUUAUGAAGUUUUGUUGUGUUCAUGUUGCAACUCAAAGGAGUGCAACUUCCAGAGUUGAGAUGAAAAUGUCUAACACUAGAGAUGCAUACGAAUCUGGUGACUUCAACUGCCAAAUUGAACAAAGCUAUUUGGCCAAAGGAGAUACUCUCAAUUUGCAGAGUUGGAUGUCAAACAUUGUGUUUUUCAAUCUCAAGAAUGUUAAGUUUUACUGCUUCAUGACAAAUUGUUUGAAGGGGCGGCUUGAAGAGGGCAAUGAUAAGCUUUUCGAACUUUCAGAGUUUCUACUAAAGAGUACAAUGGCUUUGAAGAAGUUUGUUAUAGUAUCAGAGACGAGUAGCUGCAGGAAAUGUUCAGAGAAAUGCGUGUCCCAAUAUUUAUCACGAUUGGAUAAGAAAUUAUUAGACAGCCCAAGAUCAUCUAGGAAUCUCAUGAUUACUUAUAAAGAGUCUUUUGCCUGA
Lycium ferocissimum is the source of this 1461-nucleotide messenger RNA. Its product is annotated as putative F-box/FBD/LRR-repeat protein At4g13965. Gene Ontology annotation, molecular function: protein binding. Bases 1 to 1461 code for a protein of 486 amino acids. The transcript has 4 exons. The record is from RefSeq and is a predicted model, not a curated record. NCBI's taxonomy places the organism in Eukaryota, Viridiplantae, Streptophyta, Magnoliopsida, Solanales, Solanaceae.